Messenger RNA from Exophiala oligosperma, 1567 nucleotides. RefSeq lists its product as uncharacterized. The coding region runs from base 171 to 1439 and encodes 422 amino acids. Gene Ontology annotation, biological process: fatty acid beta-oxidation using acyl-CoA dehydrogenase; fatty-acyl-CoA biosynthetic process. The transcript has a single exon. The record is from RefSeq and is a predicted model, not a curated record. Gene Ontology annotation, molecular function: fatty-acyl-CoA binding; glutaryl-CoA dehydrogenase activity; flavin adenine dinucleotide binding. Gene Ontology annotation, cellular component: mitochondrial inner membrane. NCBI's taxonomy places the organism in Eukaryota, Fungi, Ascomycota, Eurotiomycetes, Chaetothyriales, Herpotrichiellaceae.
GGCUUCCCAAACAUGUUGGCCACUUUCAAGAGGACCGAGUCUGGUCCAUCAAAGUCCAAUUCCUUUAUAUUGUAGAUAUUGUUUUACAAUCAUUCUCUUGUCUUCUACUUCAUUAUCACGACUUCAUCUUCCUCGAUUUUCCCCAAAGUCCCCAUACAUUCCUGACCGUCAUGUCCUUUCUUACGUCCACGACCCGGCGUGCAAGCCGGCUGGCAUCAUCACGUCUGAUAUCGUCUCGCUCUGCCUCCAGCCGUGCAACUUUCCAGUGGGAUGACCCUCUCUCAUCACAAACCCUCCUCACCGAGGAAGAGGUCAGCAUUCAAGAGACCGCCCACGCUUAUUGCCAGGAUCGCCUUCUUCCACGCGUCCUCGACGCUUACCGCACAGAAAACUACGAUCGAUCCAUUCUCCAGGAAAUGGGCUCUCUGGGCCUACUGGGCCCGACCAUAAAGACCCACGGUUGCCCGGGCGUGAGCUCCGUCGCCUCAGGACUAAUCACCCGCGAGGUCGAACGCAUCGAUUCAGGUUACCGGAGCGGCAUGUCCGUUCAAUCGUCCCUCGUCAUGGGUCCGAUCGACCAAUUCGGAUCCCCGGCGCAAAAGGACCGCUGGCUCGAGAAACUGGGCAAGGGCGAAUCCGUAGGCUGUUUUGGGCUGACCGAGCCGAACCAUGGCUCGGAUCCAGGAUCCAUGGAAACCACGGCGCGCCCUCACCCGACCAAGAAAGGUUACUACAGUCUCUCGGGUUCCAAGACGUGGAUCACAAACUCCCCCAUCGCCGAUAUAUUACUCGUGUGGGCUAAACUCGACGGUCAAAUCAAAGGGUUCGUGAUCGAGCGCGCCGCCUGUCCUCCCGGAACACUCGAGACGCCUGCCCUCAAGAACAAGACCGGUCUCCGGGCCAGCAUAACGGGGAUGAUCCAGCUCGACAACUGUCCCGUGCCGGAGGAGAACAUGCUCAACGUGACCGGCCUCAAGGGUCCCUUUUCGUGCCUGAACUCGGCACGCUUCGGGAUCGCGUUCGGUGUGGUGGGAGCGCUCGAAGACUGUAUCGAACGCACGAGGACGUACGCCCUCGAGCGCAAACAAUUCCAGAACAACCCGUUGGCCAAGUACCAGCUGGUCCAGAAGAAGCUGGCCGACGCUUCGACGGACGCGGCGUACGGUCUGCUCGCCGCGAUUCAGGUCGGACGGGUAAAGGACAGCGAGGCCGGCUUGGCCCCGGAGAUGAUCAGUAUGAUCAAGAGACAAAACUGUGAUCGCGCGUUGCACCACUCGCGGACGCUACAGGAAAUCUUUGGAGGGAACGCGGUGAGCGACGAGUACCACAUCGGACGACACGUGGCAAAUUUGUUCGUCACCCAGACGUACGAGGGCCAAAGUGAUAUCCAUGCUUUGAUUCUAGGAAGGGCGAUUACAGGAUUGCAGGCGUUCUUUUAAAGAACAAAAAAAGACGGAAAUUUUCAUCUGUUUUCCGAUUUAGGUAGAUAUAUCUAUACAUAUUUGGAGCUUCAUGUGUAAAAAGGAACAAGAUAUUACUUUUCCAUCCCGGAAAAAACCAAAUGUCC